AUGGCUGCUAAAACAUGGGAAAUUAAGGUGUUGGACUGUCAAAUAGUUUGGAGCGUUGAAACGAACGAGUUGUUCUAUCACAUAUCGCUGGCGAAAGUGAAUCAGGUCAAGGAUCCUCGUCUGCGUGUCGCAUGGAAUCGUCACCUCGAUUCGGCGAUUGACUACUGGAUGGAUUCCGGAAGUCGUUUUGAUGCGUUCGUCGCCACUGAAUUCUUUGCUCAUCAGUCCAACAUCGCACCCAACUUUCAACAAACUGUCGAUAAAUUGAACGUAUGGAAUCAUCAAUUUACGCAUGACGAUUAA
Anisakis simplex (herring worm) is the source of this 303-nucleotide messenger RNA. The record is from the annotation of a GenBank genome assembly. Lineage: Eukaryota; Metazoa; Nematoda; Chromadorea; Rhabditida; Anisakidae.